AUGAAGCCAGUGUUCAAAAUUGGUGAACGUGGUCUACCAGUUUCGAUGGAGCUCCAUAGAGUGAAUCGUUCAAGGCUUUGCGAACGACUUCGAACCCUCUGGUCGACUGGCGCUGCUCCAACACAGGCCUUAGACGGCGUGUAUGUCCUCCUCCAGGGUGGGUCUGAUGUGCUUCAUGGAGGCUCUGAUGUAGAGCUCGUUUUCCGGCAGGAAUCUUAUUUCCACUGGACUUUUGGAGGCCUGGCAUCGAACUGGUAUGGCGCUAUUGAAGUCGCCACGCAACGCGCCAUCUUGUUUAUUCCACAAAUUUCAGAAGCUAGAGCCGUCUACAUGGGGGAGGUUCCAUCCUUGAGCGAUAUAAUUAUGCGAUAUGGUGUGAAUGAGGCGUAUUAUGCACAUGAAAUUGAGAGAUACUUCUGUAAAAAAAAGCCGAGUCUGCUUUUGACUUUGCACGGACUUAAUACGGACAGCGGCCAGUACACUGUGGAGGCGUUGUUUGAUGGGAUUGAAAAGUUCAAAGUUGAAAAUAGCAUUCUCCAUCAUGAGAUGGCCGAAUGUCGCCUGACCAAGAGUCCACUGGAGCUGGAGGUGAUUCGCUACGCAGUGUCGAUGAGCUCGGCAGCACAUCGUCACCUUAUGCGGAAGGUGAAACCUGGUAUGUAUCAAUUUCAAGCGGAGAGCAUCUUCCAGCACUACUGCUAUUUCUACGGUGGCAUGCGCCACGUUGCCUACACUUGCAUCGCCGCCACAGGUUGUGACUGCGCCGUCCUUCACUAUGGUCACGCUGGUGCCCCGAACGACCAUCAGAUCCGUGACGGGGACAUGUGUCUGUUCGACAUGGGCGGAGAGUAUUACUGCUACUGCUCUGACAUCACCUGCUCCUUUCCUGUCAACGGAAAGUUUACGUCUGACCAGCGACUCAUUUAUGAGGCUGUCCUAGCUGCUGUCCGGGCAGUCAUAAGUCACCUUCGACCUGGAGUGAUUUGGGUAGAGAUGCACAAACUGGCCGAGUGGACAAUACUGGAACACUUGAAGGCGGGCGGCUUGUUGCAGGGCAGCGUGGAGGCAAUGAUGUCCGUUCGUCUCGGUGCUACCUUCAUGCCGCACGGUCUGGGCCACCUCAUGGGUUGUGAUGUUCACGAUGUCGGAGGAUAUAACAAGGGUGCACCCCCAAGACCGACAGAACCGGGUCUCAAGAACCUACGGACUGCACGACACAUCCAACCCAACAUGGUGCUGACCGUUGAGCCUGGCUGUUACUUCAUCAGGCGUCUCAUUAAACAGGCCCAGUCUUCACCAGAGCUCAGCCAAUUUCUGGUGCCUAGAGCAAUCGAUCGGUUCGCCGAUUUCGGUGGGGUUAGGAUUGAGGAGGACGUCCUGAUUACGGACGACGGCUGCGAGGUGCUCUCCGACGUUCCACGAACGGUGGAGGAGAUAGAAAGCUGGAUGUCUCAGAAAUCGGACGGAUACAACGCCCUGACGUAG
This is a messenger RNA of Echinococcus granulosus, 1485 nucleotides long. Its product is annotated as Xaa-Pro dipeptidase. NCBI's taxonomy places the organism in Eukaryota, Metazoa, Platyhelminthes, Cestoda, Cyclophyllidea, Taeniidae. The transcript has 10 exons. The record is from RefSeq and is a predicted model, not a curated record. Gene Ontology annotation, molecular function: metalloaminopeptidase activity; manganese ion binding. The coding region runs from base 1 to 1485 and encodes 494 amino acids.